AAAUUGUUUUUAAUUAAUAAAGGAAGAGUAUGAAUAACCUCUACGAAAAUUAAUUAACCUUCCUCAACCAAUAUCAACUUAAGAAGAAAUGUGAAUUAUUAAGAAUGAUUACGAAAUUCUCUGUAUGUUUUUCAUACUUGUUUGGUUUUUAUCAAAUGUAUUAUGAUUAUUUUUUAUUUUAGUUAGAAGAAAAAAUUAUGAGACUCAACGCAAUUGAUUCAUUUAAAAGAAGCAUUUAUGAGAAAAGCCAACGUGGAGAAGUAAUAACAACAGAUGAACUCGAUCAAAUUUCAGCAAAUGCUAUUGCUCGAAUUCUAUUAGAAUCACAAAUUCAAACUUCUCAAGGCUCAAUAUUUGCAGCUACGACAUCAUAUAGUACAAUACAAACCAGUAUAGUAACAGACACAACAUCUUUAAUAACACAAAUUUCAGAAGUUAGUCCAGUACCACUCCUUAUAUCUUUACAUGAUAAACUUGAUUAUCAUACUUAUCAGACACGUCUAUUAACCGAUACUGCCGAAGAAAAUCGUGUUGCACUUAAGCGUCUUACAAUAAUGAUGUCGCAUUUAUUGGAUAAUAAUACGAAAGCAACAAUAAAUUAUACAGUUGAUGAAGAAAAACAACGUAUUGAACCUAUGCUACAUGUUGACAACGUUGUUAAAACAGAUGAUCAUGUAUUACCUCUAUCAUAUAAUGUUGAUGCGGAUCCGGAUCAAUAUCCAUGGGUUGUAGCAUUAAGUAGAGACGAUCGUAAUCGUUGUGGUGGUAUCUUAAUUGAUAACCAACAUGUUCUAACUACUGCUCAUUGUAUUGGUAUUCGUUAUACGGUUGUACGUUUAGGUAGUCAUUUAUAUGAUCAAGGCGAAGAAGUAAAACCUAGUUUUUAUUGUGUUCAUCAUGCAUAUUCAUCAGCAAAUUAUUAUCGAAAUAAUUUAGCAAUAAUACGUCUUGCUAAACCUGUAUCUGUUCUACAACCACUAAAUCGUGUAUCAACAAUUGAUAUAUGUAAUUCAACUAAUAUUAGAAAUACAACUGUAUCAUCAAAUACAGUUGAUCUUCGAAUGGUUGGUUGGGAUUUAAAUUAUAAUGGUUUUCCGAAAAAUGCAUUACAACAUGCUCGAGUAGCUUUAACUAAUACUUCAAGGUGCACGGGAUCAAGUAAAUAUACGGAUGUAUGCGUUCAACGUCGACCAAAUACCAGUCCAAUGGGAACAUGUAAAAGUGUUGGUGGCAGUGGAUUAUUUCAACAUACAAAUUCAAUGAACCACUGGUGUGUACUUGCUGUUGCUAGUUCAUCCAAUACUAAGAAUUGUGAAGAGACAGAGUUGUCAACAUAUGUUAAAGCAGCAAGUCCAGAUUAUACCGAUUGGUUUAAAAAUGUAUUAGAUAGAAACAAAUCUUUUGAUGAUUUAAAAAAAGCACAAAAAUGUAAAACACAUACAUUGGCACAACAACUUUGUCUACGUGCUUCAUGUUAA
Messenger RNA from Adineta steineri, 1478 nucleotides. The record is from the annotation of a GenBank genome assembly. NCBI's taxonomy places the organism in Eukaryota, Metazoa, Rotifera, Eurotatoria, Adinetida, Adinetidae.